Molecule: messenger RNA, 1856 nt
Organism: Paramecium octaurelia
Lineage: Eukaryota; Ciliophora; Oligohymenophorea; Peniculida; Parameciidae
Source: the annotation of a GenBank genome assembly
AUGUCAGAAACUUCUUUUGGUGUGGUGUCAUUUACAAUCAUAUUAAUUUUGUUCAUUUAUGCUAUUGCAGGAUCAUAUUUUGAGCACAAACAUGUACGAUGAAUUAAUUAAUAGGAGAUUCACUUUAUACAUGAGACAGGAUUGGGCAUUAUUUUAGGGGUUGUGGCUGGAGGGUUGUUUACAUUGAUUUACAGAGGAACAUUGUAUUAUAUCGUAAAGACAAUUAAUAACAUAGUACAAUUUUAAUGAAUCCUUCUUUUUCUACAUUUUGUUACCAAUAAUCAUAUUUGCAGGAGGAUACAAUUUAAAUAAAAGAAGGUAUAUUAGUCUAUACAAAUUAGAUUCUUUCAAAAUUUUUUAUAUAUUAAUUUAUUUGGAUUGUUGGGUACAUUAUUGACUUUCCUACUGAUAGUAUGCUUCACAUUUUUGAUUAGUGAUGGAGGUUUGAAUUAAUUUUUGAUUCUAUAUAGAUUUGAUUCAAAUUUGGGGAAGUGAUACUACAAUUAAAUUGAAAACAGAAUAAAUAAUGAUAUUUGCAGCUACAAUCUGUGCUACUGAUUCCGUGGCAGCACUGACAAUGAUCAAGCCGAAUAAAUAUCCAAAACUAUUUAGUGUAGUGUUCGGAGAGGGCAUGGUCAAUGAUGCUGUGUCUAUCAUUCUAUAUAUUUCUGUAGAUUUGUUAUCUGGUAAACACGAUACGAUCUUUACAGUUUCUUUGGAGUUUUGCAUCCUGUUCAUAUUGGAAUUCUUUUGCAGUCUUGUAGUCGGAUUACUCUUUGGAGUACUGGCCUCCAUACUCUUCAAAUAUCUCAGAUUCAUUACCGAAUCUGUAAUUUUAGAAAUGGCAAUCAUAAUAUACAUAGCCUAUGGUAGUUUCACAAUGUGCGAACUAUUGGGACUGAGUGGAGUGCUAUCAGUGUUAGCAACUGGAGCUCUAAUGGCUUAUUACAACAUUUAUAAUUUGUCUAGUUUGGGUUAGGUUGCAUCAAAGUAAAUUGAUAUAUUAUAAUUAUAGAAUAACAGUCUCAACACUCUCCUUAAUAUGCGAGGCAUUCAUAUACAUAUAUUUGGGGUUGUCAAUGUGGAUAUUGUCAGGAUAUCACAUUUCAGACGAUAAGAUUGAAAAGCCAAAAUGCAGUUGGACAUUUCUGGUGCUAGAAUUAUUGAUCUGCUUUUUCUCAAGAGGAGUAUCCAUGGCUGCGUUAUCAGGGAUAGCCUACUUGAUUAAGGGGAAGGAGAAAUUCAAACUAUCUCUCUAAGAAUUGAAUAUCAUAUGGUUUGCUGGAUUGAUUCGAGGUUCGGUUGCAUAUGCCCUAAUUACAAAGUUAUAGAUCUCUAAUCCUGAUGAUCUAAAUGAAAGAUAAUAAGUGGAAGUCAUAAAAACAACUGUCUUAUUUAUGGUUAUCAUUACUACGAUAAUACUUGGAGCAAUGAUGCCCUUCUAUAUUAAUUUAAACCUCAAAAGGAAAGUAGAGGAUGUCAAUAUUAGGUUGCUAUAAAGCAGCGAAAUGGAAAGCGGGUAUCGAAGAUAAAUUUAAAAUAAUUUUAAAUAUCUUGAUGAUCAUUACUUUAAAUAUUGGAUGAUUUUUAAUUACUAAAAUAGAAAAUCAGAAAUUCUCAAAUAACAACAAGAAAAACAGUAAGAUGAAGACAACCACAGUAAGGUUGGUCUAAUUUCUUAAUUCUAAUCCAAGUUUACUGGAAAUUAGAACAUUGUAUUCUACGUUGAAGCAAAUAAAAGUAUCCCUGCACAUACAGAAUCGUUGAUCGAAGGAAUAGAUGAUUUAGAAGAGAAGGAUCAAUCAGAUUAACCAAAUUUGAUGACUCACAUAUCCUAAAAUUACAAUGAUCUAUGA